Rotaria socialis is the source of this 2886-nucleotide messenger RNA. NCBI's taxonomy places the organism in Eukaryota, Metazoa, Rotifera, Eurotatoria, Philodinida, Philodinidae. The record is from the annotation of a GenBank genome assembly.
AUGCAUGAUUGUUAUAUAUUUUUAUUUCUUAUCUUCGUUAUUCGAAGUAUAAGAUCUAGUCAAAUCGAAAUAGAAAUUCCUUCAAUUUCAAAAUCACAUCUAUUUGAAAUCUCAUCAAAUGUUUCUCAAUUACUUAAUCGUGAUGUUCUUUUCGGACUUGUUGAUGGCACAUCAUCGUCGAUAUCAUCAUCAAUUAUUGUUCGAGCUUCUUAUCAACAACUUCAUGUAGAACGCUUUUUCAAUCUUUAUCAAUCAAACAAUAAAAAUUCUCGACAAAAAGUACAAAAAGAACCUAUAUUUCGUAGUUAUUUAUUAACAUCAUCAUUCAAUCGAUCUUAUCCAUUUAUACGAGUACUCGUUGGUUCAGUGCAAGGACCCUAUGCAAAUAUGAAUAUACAGCCAUUGUGUGCUAUUGUAACAGCAGUUAAUGAACAGAGUCUCUAUGAAACACAAGCUUGUUUUAUAUCACCUCAUACAGGCUAUUGUUUAGUAACAAUAUCAGUUUUAAAAAUGGUUGAAUAUGUAAAUAAAAAUCAUACAAAAAAUAAAAUUGAACUUUAUCUUAAACUUCAUCAUGUUGUAUCAAUAGAUGAAUGUAUCUCUGAUCAUACACCAAAACAAGAUCAUAUUCAUCAUGAGACACGUAUUGGUCAUGCUGAAUAUAUUGAUAAUGAUAAUAUAUAUUUUUCUACUAUAACUCGUUCAUCAAUAUCAAUCGAUUAUCCAAUCGGUAUUCAUUAUCUUGAUUGGUAUUUUCCAUUAAAACUAAAAUUAAUUAUUUCAUCUUCAUUAUUACCAUCAUUUGUACUACGUUGCCGUUUAUUGUCACAUUUUUCUAUUCAUUUAAUUCAAACAAAUAUUCUUAAAAUUUCAAAUUAUAAUAUACAAAUAAAUCAUAAUGUUUAUCAUCGAGCAUCUACUUCUGAUAUUGAUUUUAAUAUAAAAAUAAAUCAAAUUAAUAAAACCAGUCAAAUUAAUACAUUUGAAAUUGAUUUAGCUACUAUUACGUUAAAAAUAAAUUCAACCAAUAUUAAAAAAAUAAAUCAAGAAAACUUUAAUUCUGUUUCAUUUAUCGAUUGGUUUUUAUUAUCAACUGCUUCAUUUAAUAAUACUGAAUCAAUUUUAAGAGUUCCAAUCCAAAUAAAAUAUGAUGAUAUACAAACAAUUGUUGGACUAACAGAUUUUACAAGUUUAAUUAAUACAGCCAUGUUAUCAAUGCAAAUUCAACAAUUUCCAUUGACAAUUCUUGCAGUUAAUCAUUCAGGGUCUAUUCAAUCUAUAUCACAAGCAGUAUGUCAUUCAGAAAAUAUUCAUUUAAUUCAAGUUGAUUCGAAUUGUAAUCAUAUAUAUUUUUCUGGUCAAGAACGUGAUGAUUUCUUUGAUCAGGUUAAGAAUCCAACUUCAAUUGUUAUUCGUUAUGAAAAACAUCUUCAACAUUUACAUUUUACUGUUUAUAUUCCUGAAAGACCAUUACGUAUUGAAUUAAGUGAUGCGAAAUUAUCUCGUAUAAAUGGAUGGUUUAUUAGAAAACGAAUCAAUGCUAAUGGUGAACAAAAAAGACGAUCGUUUACUGAUGAUUUUGAUAAUGACGAUGACGGUGGUGGUGGUGGUGACGACAACGACGAUGGCGAUGAUGAUGAUGAUUUCAAAUGUACGUCUGUUUAUCAACAAUCAACUAUUUAUGUUUAUACAAAAUUUUAUCGAACUACGCAAAAUGGUGACCGUAUUUAUUUAUUCAAUAAACUCAAUGUUCUAAUAACACCACUUGUUCGUGCACAUCUAGAAAUUGAUAAUAAAAGUGUAGCUAUUAUUAAAAAUGAUCACAUUAUUGGUAUUGGACCAGGAAAAACAAAUAUUCGAAUUUAUUCAUUUACAAAUAAACUUCCGAUGGGUUCAAAAGGAGUCUAUGUUGAUGAUAAAGACUUCGUUGACAUAGAAAAAAUAUCGUUUAAUCUUGUAACAGAUAUUGGUAUUGAAACAAAUUUAAUUGAACAUACAGAUCCAAUUUAUAAAGUUCAUUUUCAAAUAAAACCUAUUUUUAAUCGAUUUCAUAUCGAUAAUAGAGAUCAAUUUGGCCAAAUUAAUAUUAUUCUAACAUAUUCUGAUAAUACUUCAGUAUCAUUAGAUGAUAUACCGUCGGAUUAUUAUGAUUUAGAAAUUGAUAUGAGUCGUAAAAAUCCUUUAUUGAUAACUAUUGAUUCAUCAAAACCAUGGAAAAAUCGACUUAUUCGUCCACUAGCACUUGGCCAUACAACGAUUUAUAGUCGCCUCAAAUUAGGUCAACAACGGUGUACAGAUGAUAGAAGUUUUCCUCAAAAUGAACUAUCUUGUGAAAUAGUUAUUUUAUCAAAUAAUACUCACCAAUUGAAUGGCAAUAUUAAUAAUAAUAAUAAUUUACAUUCAUUAUCACAUGAGCAAUCGGAUCAUUACGUUGUAUUAAAUAAUAAUAAUAAUAAUAAUAUUGAUCAUCGUACAAAAACAUCACCAUUUCUUAUAGCAUUAUCAAUAUUACUAGGAACAUGUAUCGUGUUAUUUCUUUCUUUUAUUACACAUUGGCUGAUUAAUUUUUAUUAUCGACAAAACCCAAACCAUCAUCUAAGAAGAUCAAGACAUUCAACACAUAGUGGCGCUGAAGAAGUUAAUCAUGAUUGGAUAUUUCUCGAUAGAAGUUCAUUAGAAAUGCCUAUGAAACAACAACAACAACAACAACAACAACAAGAACAACAAGAGCAACAAAAUCCACCAUCAAUACAUAGUUCAACACUUCAUAUAACAUCCAAUCCAAUAAUUAAUACGCCAACUUUACAACAACAAAAAGAUUUAACUGAACUUACACAUUCACAAAUGGUCGCUUAUUUUGAGAGUCUAAAGGAAUCUCAUGCAUAA